Nelumbo nucifera (sacred lotus) is the source of this 4360-nucleotide messenger RNA. RefSeq names its product helicase in vascular tissue and tapetum (gene HVT1). Gene Ontology annotation, cellular component: intracellular anatomical structure. Gene Ontology annotation, molecular function: RNA binding; ATP binding; helicase activity. The record is from RefSeq and is a predicted model, not a curated record. Lineage: Eukaryota; Viridiplantae; Streptophyta; Magnoliopsida; Proteales; Nelumbonaceae.
AAAUGAACAGCACAUACAAAUAAUAGGUCAGGCAGGACUCGGGACGGAAGGGCAGAAAGACAAACACAUAGAAAGCUGAUAAGCUGCGGCUUCUCUUCUCAAGCUCUCCUUCUCUUGCCGGGAAGACGCAGAACAAGAAAGAACCCAAGAAUAGAAGAUGACGAGAUCAGGAAAGAAAGGCAAGAACAGAAAUGACAGGGAGCAACAAAACCCUACCGUCACAGAAGUCACCCGAAUUCGAAUAGCCAAAGUACUGGGGGAGUUUCGUAUGGGAACCGCUGAAGUGUACACAUUUGAAGCUGGCUUGACAAAUCCUGAACGGGCGGUGGUGCAUGAAUUAUGCAGGAAGAUGGGUAUGGUGUCAAAAAGUUCUGGGCGUGGCAAACAGCGAUGUGUUACUGUUUACAAAAGCAAGAAGAAGAAGGGGAACGGCAUGAAUGGGGAGGAAAUUCUUACUUGUUUGACAUUUUCAGAAGAGUCAAAAAUAGUUUUACAGGACUUAUUUACACGGUAUCCUCCCGAUGAUGGAGAGAAUAAAGAACUUGAGAACCAUACUGCAAGGACUGGAAUUAUACAGGGGAAGAGUGAUGAUAGUUUUUGCAAACCAUCAAUGGGCAAGGUUGAAAUUACAAAGAAGUUGGAGGCACUUGCUUCUAGAAUAAAUAAGGAUGCAAACUUGAGACAGAUUACUGAAGACAGGUUCAAGCUUCCAAUUGCAUCGUUCAGGGAUGCUAUUACAUCUUCAGUGGAUUCUCAGCAGGUUGUGCUCAUUUCUGGUGAGACUGGAUGUGGGAAAACCACACAGGUUCCACAAUUUCUUUUGGAUCAUAUGUGGAGAAAGGGUGAGGCAUGUAAAAUUGUGUGUACGCAACCUCGACGUAUAUCAGCAACAUCAGUUGCUGAGAGAAUAUCUUCUGAAAGGGGUGAAAAAGUUGGAGAGACAGUUGGAUACAAGAUACGACUGGAGACUAAGGGUGGGAAGCAUUCAUCCAUUAUGUUUUGCACAAAUGGGGUUCUUCUGAAGGUGCUGGUUGGAAAAAGAGCUGUUUCUUCAAAGACACAGCCUUCAAAUAGAUUCUUGAAAGGAGAUAAUUUUGAAGUAACACACAUCAUUGUGGAUGAAAUUCAUGAAAGGGAUCGGUUCUCUGACUUCAUCUUAGCAAUUCUCAGAGACAUGCUCCCACUAUAUCCUCAUCUACAUCUGAUACUUAUGAGUGCUACUCUUGAUGCUGAACGUUUUUCACAAUAUUUUGGUGGUUGUCCGGUCAUCAGGGUUCCUGGAUUCACUUAUCCUGUCAAGAUUUUCUACCUGGAGGAUGUGCUUUCUAUCCUGAAAUCAUCUGAUGAUAACCAUCUUGAUUCUGCUUUAUUAGCUGAUACAGUUGAAGACGAUGAGUUAACAGAGGAUUGUAGAGUUUCCAUGGAUGAAGCUAUUGACUUGGCCUGGUCAAGUGAUGAGUUUGAACCCCUUCUAGAACUAAUUUCCUCUAACACAACACCAAGAAUUUUUAAUUACCAGCAUUCUCUGACUGGAGCAUCACCAUUGAUGGUUUUUGCUGGUAAAGGUAGAGUUGGUGUUGUUUGCAUGCUCCUCUCAUUCGGUGCGGACUGCCAUCUACGUGCCAAGGAUGGGACAAAUGCAUUAGAGUGGGCACAACGAGAAAAUCAAGGCGAGGUUGCUGAUACCAUCAAACAACACAUGGAGAAUGCCCUUUCCAAGUCUGAAGAAGAACAACAGCUACUUGACAAAUAUCUGGCAACUGUCAAUCCUGAACAUAUUGAUACUGUUCUUAUAGAGAAGUUGUUAAAGAAGAUAUGUAAUGAUUCAAAAGAAGGAGCUAUUCUUGUAUUUCUUCCAGGGUGGGAUGAUAUAAAUAAGGCACGGGAAAGAUUGCUAGCUUCCUCAUUUUUCAAGGAUUCCUCAAAAUUUGUGAUCAUAUCUCUUCAUUCUAUGGUUCCAUCUGUGGAGCAGAAGAAGGUUUUUAGAGCACCACCUCCCGGUAGUCGUAAGAUUAUUCUUUCUACUAAUAUAGCAGAGACUGCUGUUACAAUAGAGGAUGUUGUUUAUGUUAUUGACAGUGGACGGAUGAAAGAAAAAAGUUAUGAUCCUUAUAAUAAUGUUUCUACACUCCAGUCAUCUUGGAUUUCAAAAGCUAGUGCAAAGCAACGAGAAGGACGUGCUGGUCGCUGCCAACCUGGAAUCUGUUACCAUCUUUAUUCAAAGACUCGAAGUAUGUCUCUGCCAAAUUUUCAAGUUCCUGAAAUCAAGCGGAUGCCAAUUGAGGAAUUGUGCUUACAGGUGAAGUUGCUUGAUCCAAAUUGCAAAAUAGUAGAUUUCUUGCAGAAGACAUUGGAUCCUCCAGUUUCUGAAAGCAUACGCAAUGCCAUCAUUGUUCUUCAGGAUAUCGGCGCUCUAUCACAGAAUGAGGAUCUUACAGAACUGGGGGAGAAACUUGGUCUGCUACCAGUGCACCCGUCAACAAGCAAGAUGCUUUUCUUUUCCAUAUUGAUGAACUGUCUUGAUCCAGCUUUGACUCUAGCAUGUGCAUCGGACUAUAGAGAUCCUUUUAUUCUUCCCAUGGUGCCAGAUGAAAGGAAGAAGGCUGCAGCUGCAAAAUCUGAGCUUGCCUCAUUAUAUGGUGGGUACAGUGAUCAGCUAAUUGUCAUUGCAGCAUUUGAGUGCUGGCAACGUGCAAAGUAUAGGGGUCAAGAGGCACGGUUUUGUUCUCAGUAUUUUGUCUCCUCAAACACUAUGAAUAUGUUAUCAUGUCUGCGUAUGCAGCUUCAAAAUGAACUAAUACGGAGUGGGCUUAUCCCAGAAGAUGUGUCAAGUUGUAGCUUAAAUGCACGGGACCCAGGCAUACUUCAUUCAGUCCUUGUUGCUGGUUUAUAUCCAAUGGUUGGAAGAUUGCUUCCAUAUAAAAGUGGGAAACCAUUUGUGGAAACUGCUAGUGGUGCUAAAGUUCGAUUGCACCAUCAAUCCUCAAUUAUGAAACUAGCAAAAACUAAAUCUAAAACACAUCAGCUGGUUGUAUAUGAUGAGAUAACCCGUGGUGAUGGAGGUAUGCAUAUAAGGAACUGUACCAUUGUGGGACCAUACCCUUUACUGUUAAUUGCUACAGAAAUGGUUGUUGCUCCUCCAAAGGGCCAUGAGGAGGACAGCGACGAAGAUGUGUCUGCAUUUGGGAGUGAUGAGGAUGAAAUGGAGAUGCAUAUUGGUUCUUCUGAACAACGAGGAGAGCGAAUAAUGUCCUCCCCUGAUAAUACCGUUUCUGUUGUUGUUGAUCGGUGGCUCGAGUUUGAGUCAACAGCACUUGAUGUUGCUCAAAUUUACUGUUUGAGAGAAAGAUUGUCUGCAGCAAUCCUGUUCAAAGUAAAACAUCCAUGUGAAGUUCUACCUCCAGCUCUUGGAGCAUCAAUAUAUGCAAUUGCCUGCAUUUUGUCUUAUGACGGGUUAUCUGGGAUCUCCCUACCCUUGGAAUCUGUUGAUUCAUUGACAUCAAUGGUCAAUGCUGCAGGGAUCAACAAUUCAGCAGCCGGUGAAGAUUCCAAAUCAGCAUUGUCAGGGGGGAGGAGAGUAGUUGGGCAAAACAUUAGCAAUUCAAAUAAUUAUCUGAGGCAGCUGAUGAAUGAUGACAUAGGUUACGAUGUACGCCAUAAUUCUCCUUCACGUUAUCACAAAUCAAGAAAACCAGUAUCCAAUGGUGGACAUUUGAGUGGCUCCUCAGCCCAAAUCAGGUCACCAUCAUUGCCAUUUGUACCCAUACAUGGGAGUCAGAGACCACCACAAGUUCAAGGUCUGAGUGGACAUGGGUCAGGCAGGCAAGGAUCAUCUGGCCCAAGAAGUGGAUCAUAUAAACGACAUCGUGGCAGUGGGACCCGGUAAGAAAAUUGGGUGGAGGGGUAAAUGUUGUAGAUGGAAGAUAAGCAAGAGGUGGCUGUGGUUUUUGUUGUGCCAAAGCAGCUCCAUGGAAAUUAACAGAUAGUAGGAAGGGUGGCUAAGUGUAAUAGGCAGCCAUCCAUCUUUUUUGUACACUAACACAGAGCAAAAAGGCCAAACAUUGAACGUUACUAGAAAAAAAGGGAAAUUCUUUCCAUCUUUUCUUUUCUUUUAUUAAGUAAUUCCCCAAUCAAACUGAUUGGAUGAUUGUAUCUUAGAACUUCGCCUUCUCUGCUUGAACCAUGCAUUCCUCUGUACAUAUUUGUGUGGGUUGAUAUGUGGAGCUUAGCAGUCCUAGCCUUAUGUUUUCAAACAAUGAAUCAAUUCGUCUACUGUGUUCUGGUGCAACUCUCCACUGUACUACCUAACUAUGAUAUGCUGAAUCAUCAUAACAAGUUAAAUCUAGAGGUUUUCAAUUAA